Messenger RNA from Centropristis striata (black sea bass), 1785 nucleotides. Its product is annotated as phosphatidylinositol 4-phosphate 5-kinase-like protein 1. NCBI's taxonomy places the organism in Eukaryota, Metazoa, Chordata, Actinopteri, Perciformes, Serranidae. The transcript has 9 exons. Gene Ontology annotation, biological process: phosphatidylinositol metabolic process. The record is from RefSeq and is a predicted model, not a curated record. Bases 4 to 1287 code for a protein of 427 amino acids. Gene Ontology annotation, molecular function: phosphatidylinositol kinase activity.
CAGAUGGAACGUAGAAAAGCUGGUGGCACCUCCAGAGCUGCCAGGCGAAGACGCUGGUGGCAUCUGAGACAGCGAUGGAGGAUGAUAGGGGUGUUUGAGAUCGACCCAGAGCAUGAGUUCUAUCAUCUGGUGUCUAUGAUGAAAGAAGGCCUCCAUGCGUCCAUUCAGACCACUAUGGACACACCAGGCCAGGAUUCGCCCACAGCUGAACAAUUCAAGGCAGUGGACACUCAAACCCAUGAGGGGUUUGAAAUGCAGACGUUUGCAGAACCAGUGUUUGCUAAACUUAGGCGUUCACUGGACAUCACCAAGGAGGAAUACAUGGACUCCCUCUGCUCAGACGCCUGCUACCUCCAGUUUGUCAGCAACUCCAAGAGCAAGGCAGAUUUCUUUGUCACGAAUGACAAGAGAUUCUUCCUAAAGACCCAGAGCAGACGUGAGGUCAGCUUUCUGCUAUCCAAUCUGCAAGCAUACAUGGACCACUUGGAGAAGUACCCUCAUUCUCUGAUGGUGAGGUUUCUAGGUGUCCACAGAAUUGUUAUUCCUAAUGAAAUGAAGAAGUACUUCAUUGUGAUGCAGAGUGUGUUUUACCCUGAUGAGAGGAUCAAUAUUAGAUACGACAUUAAGGGCUGUGAAGUGGGUAGAUGGACUAACCCUGACACAGGGGGGAAACAAAUAAUAAAAGUGCUGAAGGACAAUAACUUCGAAGGGCAGUACAUUGCCUUAGGUCAGGAGAAAUCGUGGUUCAACAAACAAGUGAAAGUGGAUGCUGCAUUCCUUCAGGAGCUUAAUGUGCUGGACUACAGUCUACUGAUAGCUCAUCAACCACUGCACCGAGAUGAGCUGGAUGGGAAACACUCCUUGGCAAACCUUGUUGUUCGCACCACAAAGUCUAUGGACUUGGAUGACAGUCCCACUGAGUCAGACCCCCCCACCAUUCCAUUACUGGAGAAGACAAUGGGUGAGGCUGAGGGCACCGGCGAAGGGAUCCACCUGCAGGAGAUACACGAUCCUGACAGAGAAACCAGGACUGACUUAGAACUGCAGGAAUUCCAUGAAGAACAUCGUAGGCUACUGCCCAACUGCAAAAAUGCCGUUCAUGUGAUGGAUGGACCAGAUCGUCGCUACUUUGUGGGCAUUAUAGACAUUUUUACUGUCUAUGGCUGGAAGAAAAGACUGGAGAACCUGUGGAAAAACCUCCGCUUCCCAGGCAGGGCCUUUUCCACAGUCAGCCCCGUGAAAUAUUCAAACAGGUUCUGCCAGUGGAUUCAGAGCCACUCUGAGUAACAAAAUGCAGAAAACAUUUAGCCCAAAUGUACAAUAUACUGUAUAUUGUGGUCCUACGGACGGGGUAGUAACUGCAGUAACUUGUGGUAAUUUAGACCUAAAUGCAAAACAUAAAAACAUUAUGUGUACACUUGAGAGUCCACCUGCUCAGAUCACUCAGCUGAGUCUAUCUCAUUGAUGUAAAAUUGUAUGUAGUGUGAAAUGUACAAAAAUGGCAACCUUUACCUUUCAAGCUUUAAUAGGAUAUUGUUACCAGAAAUGUAAUUAACAAACAUAAUUUUUUGUCCAUCAUAUUCAGUCAGUUAAAUGCCAGCUGUCAUCAUACAGGUGCAGAUAAUGUAUGUGAGUUAUCUCAGUCUAUCUUGUGUGUCUGGCAGUGUGUUAUUGUGUGAUUCCAUCAAAAAGCGUUUCUAACAAAAUAAACAUUUUUCAUGUAUUUUCUAUUGUGAAUUGUAUCUUAAAGGGCCUUUUUGUGAUCUCACUGAUGUCUAUACUCAG